AUGAAUCAGCAGCAGAGCAAAAACACCGAUGUCUACCGAAAUUCGAAAUUUCGUUCCGAGGCGUCGACCAUGUCGAAAUCCGAAAGAAUGAGACAAGUGCAGUUCAACGACAGCAAGAAGAGGCUGUCCGCGAUGCAGUCUUCUAUAAUGAAUUCAAUGAGUCGCGUGUUUUUUCACAAACGUGGUGAUCGACAGAAGAUCCCGAGGUAUCAGAACACUUAUCGACUCAUGUCGUUCAACCCGUUCGACGUCGAGGCGGUGGACAAGAUGGUGAUGGAGACGAUGGUGAGCGAACUGUCCCCGGUGACGUCGUAUCAUCCGAAUCACAUGGCGAAAUUGUGCCUGAAGAUUGGAUCCGAUUUGCAAAACGCGCUCUGCAAGAAGGAUUACGACAGGUAUAAAUUAGUGGCGCAGGUGACCAUAGUUCAACGUUCCGAUCAGAGCGUGCACGCAGCGUUUCAGUGCCUCUGGGACGUGGAACGGGACAAUUAUUCCUAUUAUGUCUUCGAAAAUAACCACAUUCACGCGUGGUGUUGCGUGUUCGGCCUGUAUUACGACUGA
Molecule: messenger RNA, 561 nt
Organism: Frieseomelitta varia
Lineage: Eukaryota; Metazoa; Arthropoda; Insecta; Hymenoptera; Apidae
Product: dynein light chain Tctex-type protein 2B-like
Exons: 4
Coding region: 1-561 (186 amino acids)
Biological process (GO): microtubule-based movement
Cellular component (GO): cytoplasm; cytoplasmic dynein complex
Molecular function (GO): dynein intermediate chain binding
Source: RefSeq, a predicted model, not a curated record